AUGGCCGCUAUCGGAGCAGUUGCUACUCUUGGCACCGCCAUUGGCAAUGUCGGCACCUUCUUGGGACUCGUUUCAUCGGGUAUCGGAAUCAUGCAGGCCAUCACCCAGAAGCCCAAGGAGGUAGACUACUACACUCUCCGCAUGGAGAUCGGAGACAACCAGGAUGCCGCUGGCAACCCUCCGACCGUCAUCUUCUCCGACUUCUCCAACACCGAGUUUGUUGGCGUCUACGAGGGCAACAGCAAGGAGUCCAAAGACCAAUGCCGUAACUUGGGCGGUUUGGACCUAUACGAUGGCCUAAAGAACGCCGAGGCACCUAUCCAGAGUUUCAAGACAAACAACGGCUUCAACCUCAAGUCUCUUGACAUCCAGCCCGGCGGCAAUGCCAUCUGUGUCUCCAACAUCAUUCUCAAGGGCAGCGACACCCAGGCCAGGCGCGACGAGGUCUUCAUUCCCAUUGGCGAUUUGGGCUUCCAGUGCGGACAUGAGUGGAACUGGGGUGCCGUUCUGAACGGUGUCCGCCAGCGCUGCGUCUGGCUCGACGGCCAACCUGACGGCGCCAACAAGCCCAUCCAGUCGCUUCACCUUGACAUGGAGAACCUCGCCGGCAUUUUCAACAAGGGCAAGAACGAUUCUCUGGCCAAGACCACCUUCCAGCAAGCUUGCGGUUUCAUCAGUGACAACGUCGGCAAGAUUACCAACAAGAAUGACUGCAAGGAGUCUUACGCUGCGAAACGCUCCUUUUCCCACAAGAACGAGACCAUCGACACUGUUCCUUGCGUCGAGGAAGCCGCAGACUUUUUCAAGGAGAAGGGUGGAGAACUCGCCAAGUUCGCCGGUGCUCCCUUCAUCACUUCUGACAACAAGCUUUGGGACUCUGCCAAGGGCGCUUUCACUGAUGUCACCCCCAAGACUUCCAGCAAGCGUUCCGGACUCCAGGCCCGCCGCAACUCCGACCGCAGUGCCCGCGUUGCUGAGAAGAGAGGCAUGGCUUCAACUCUGAAGGGCGAGCGCUGCGAGUACGACGCCACUGGCAACGCCCCCAAGUGCCAGAUCGUGAAGGAGUUCUCCAUUGGUGCUUGA
Messenger RNA from Colletotrichum truncatum, 1083 nucleotides. RefSeq lists its product as uncharacterized. The record is from RefSeq and is a predicted model, not a curated record. Lineage: Eukaryota; Fungi; Ascomycota; Sordariomycetes; Glomerellales; Glomerellaceae.